AUGUGCCACACCAGCUGCUCCUCGGGCUGCCAGCCAGCCUGCUGUGUGCCUGUGAGCUGCAGGCCCGCUGUAUGCAUUCCUGUGAGAUGCCAAUCCUCUGUGUGUGUACCCGUGAGCUUCAGGCCCUCCUGCCAGUCCUCUGUGUGUGUGCCCGUGAGCUGUAGGCCCUCCUGCCAGUCCUCUGUGUGUGUGCCCAUGAGCUGCAGGCCCACUGUGUGCGUGGCGCCCUCCUGCCAGUCAUCGGGAUGUUGUCAGCCGUCUUGCCCCACCCUGGUCUGCAGACCUGUCACCUGCAGCACCCCCUCCUGCUGACCAGAGUCUGCAAACCAGGUAUCUCUGACGCAGAUGGGACCCACCUGCCCCCUCCCAGCACCUGUUCUCUGUGACUGAAAUUCAGCAUAUGAGACAGGUAUGAAGCACGCCCAGACCACCCUGGGACUGUGGGCA
This is a messenger RNA of Nannospalax galili (Upper Galilee mountains blind mole rat), 447 nucleotides long. RefSeq names its product keratin-associated protein 12-1-like. NCBI's taxonomy places the organism in Eukaryota, Metazoa, Chordata, Mammalia, Rodentia, Spalacidae. Bases 1 to 312 code for a protein of 103 amino acids. The record is from RefSeq and is a predicted model, not a curated record. Gene Ontology annotation, cellular component: keratin filament. The transcript has 2 exons.